AUGUCGUACCCGUUUGGGCAGUUUGCGUCCAACUCGUAUCACAAGGCUUUCACGGACUGUGCCUCGCGCGCCCUGAAAGCCUGGCGGCCGGCCUUGAGCGUCGAACGGCAGCAAUGGUGGAAUGCAAUGUGGCCACACUGGCCGCCGAAGGAUGCAACCCCUCUGAUGGCGAUCGAGCCCUUCGGAAAAAAUCUCUUUGUGCACAACGCCCGCUCCGCCGACGUCAACGCGCUACCCGACCCUCGCGCGCCUUGCCAGCUCGAUCAUCGUCCUGACUGGGUACAGGAUCAGUUUGUUAAAGACUGCGGACCGGAAACUAUGCGCCAGGAAACGAGGCUGUGGCCCUCUGCGACUAAGACAGGUAUUUAAGUGGUUUCUUAUAAUAUAUCGCAAAGUGAAGGAAGUAGUAGAAGAAGAUUGUUCAGCCUCUUUCAACAGCUCGAAAAUCGAGCAAAAACAUGGUGUCAGCGAACCAGUGCAGCUUUCUCGAAACCAUGGAUCUUCGCAGCUGGUGCGACAGACAACUCGUGCUACUCCAAUCGGCAAGCUUUUCGCACAUCGUCACAGGUGACACGUUUCCGUGCAGUAGUCACGGUAAGCCGCGGGUGGGCAAUUUUUAUCGGCAGCGGCUGGACCCGAGGGCACAAGAACGGCCGGAAGCCCGCCAGCAGCCCAUGCUGUGCCUGACCGACUACCGACGGCGCGUGCUGGGCUAUCUGUCGAGAGAGGAGUGGGAGGAUUUCCGGCGGGCGCUUCCGGUGCUGAAACAGCAACUACAUGAGUACACAGAAACCACGCCGCCGCCAAGCGAGGACAUGGACAAAAUAGAGGCACAGCAGCGGCAGUACCUGCCGUACCGUCGCUACAAAAUCGGAACGAACAAGUCUUGCAACCACACGGGCUACCAUGGGCACCGGCGCCCAAAGAUUCACCCGCACGCCGGGUUUCAGCGAAUGUUGCGGCGCCGUGGUUACAUCAAAAAGGCGCACGUCCUGGGUAUGACCCGACAUUUUGAGGGCCGCCUCAUACCAACACACCCAAAUACCAUGUGUGCCACAUACGGCUACUUCCGCCAGCACGCACUGAACCGCAAGAUGGCACCGCACGGUUUCAUGCAGCGGCCCAGUCGCGUUUCCAAGUAGAAGUAGAUGAGGAGAUCUGCGGCUUCGGCUUGGCGACUAUGUUGUCGUGCAAGCAAACGAACGGCAACAUCGGGAUUCGUUUCAAGAAAGAACUUUUGCAGACGCACCUCAAUGUGAAAAUGAACCGUUACCUCCAGACAAAACUCGCAGAGAGAGAGACUCUCACGUGACUUUUGCUUCAGUGAAGAAGUUCCGUUUCGUUAUUCCUUUUGCAGUACACUCCUAAGUAUUCAG
Amoebophrya sp. A120 is the source of this 1376-nucleotide messenger RNA. Lineage: Eukaryota; Dinophyceae; Syndiniales; Amoebophryaceae. The record is from the annotation of a GenBank genome assembly.